AUGAAGCAUCUUUUUGCACUCAGCGUACUGUUUGCUUUCGGCAUGACCGAGGCACACGGGAAUCUCUGGCAGCUUCAGAGUAUGAUUGAACAAGUCACUGGGAAAAAUGCCAUACUGGAUUAUGCUUUCUAUGGCUGCUACUGUGGUUUGGGUGGUAAAGGACGUCCAAAGGAUCCCACAGACAGAUGCUGCGAGAUGCAUGACUCCUGCUAUAGCCGGCUUAAGAAUUAUAGCUGUUUUCCCAAAAAAGUGAGCUAUAAGUACUACUCCUCGCAUGGAUCAGUAUUAUGUGGGUAUGGGUCCUGGUGUACAGAGCAGUCCUGUGACUGUGACAAGCGCCUGGUGCUCUGCUUGAAAAAAAACUUGUACAGCUACAAUAAGAAAUACAGAUUUUACUUAAAGAUGACAUGUUGA
Molecule: messenger RNA, 414 nt
Organism: Alligator sinensis (Chinese alligator)
Lineage: Eukaryota; Metazoa; Chordata; Crocodylia; Alligatoridae
Product: phospholipase A2, membrane associated-like
Exons: 4
Coding region: 1-414 (137 amino acids)
Biological process (GO): negative regulation of T cell proliferation; phospholipid metabolic process; arachidonate secretion
Molecular function (GO): calcium ion binding; phospholipid binding
Source: RefSeq, a predicted model, not a curated record